CUGUGCCAUGAUGGUGUGGGUGUGCUCCGCGUUGAAGUUAGCUGAACAGACAGAACUCUACGGGUCCUCGCUAUGAUUCCCUCUCAUUUACCACCCAUAUAUGCACCAAGCGCUGUGUCAGAGGCUGCCUAAAUGGCGCCUUCCAUCAGCAAAGAAGAAUUAAUGAGGAACUCUGACCCUUUGGUCUGGGAUUUCGAAGCGUCUAGCAGUCAGAGUGAAAACACACAAAGGACCUGUGAACGUGUGUGGACUGCCUUAACUAGUCGUCUCUGCAAUGUUUUCAUCAUUGUACUCUCUGUGGCGACGGGACUUGCCAUUCUCCUGAAGCUGCUAACAGACAUCCAAUUUGCACAGGAUGCAGAAAUUCAGCUGAUGUUGCAAAACUGCUCACUCAAUCUGAGCGCCGGUGGUGAUAGUGGCAGCAGCAGCGGUGGAUCCCACAGUGCCUACCUGACAGUUGCAAAACUCGAAGCAUUCGUGGCUCUUCUUAGCUCAUUAUCCUUGGCUGUGCUGAGCCUCUUUCUGGCUGAGGUGUUGCUGAGGGCAGUUGCUGGAAGAGCUAGGUUUUUUAUGCAAGGACCCGAGGUGCUGGAUGCAGUCGUGGUGGUUGUGGCGUUUGGCCUGAACGUGGCCUCGCGGGUCUCACCAGACAAAGGCAGGCAGGCUGGUGCCCUCGUCAUAUUGCUGCGAGUCUGGAGAAUACAGCGGGUUCUUGACAGUUUGGUGGAUGUGGAGCGUACCCGUCUAAACUAUGUGCUGGGUGAACAAGAACGAGAGCGCACUCUGGCCCAGAACAAGGGCGAGCUGCUCAUCCUUCGAGUGGAAGACCUCGAGCAUGAAGUGGCCUACCUGAAGGAAAAGCUGAAGAAGACUGAAAAGGAGCAGGGGCGGCGGCAGCGGCGGCAACAGCGGGACUCUGGUUCUUCCUCCUCUUCAUCAGGAAUUUGCUGCAGACAUCCUGUCACCAUUGGAGUGGAGACCUGUCCAGUCAUCAGAGCCUCCAAGGAAACUCAGACUGACACCCCAGUGGGGCUAUGUGAAGUCAGAGUUGACCAGCACAUUAGACAAACAGGCCUGGAAGCUUUUGCCUCAAGUCUUUCUUGGGGUCUGCUUCUGGACGCCCUCUCUGUCCCCCGUGGCAGGCAGCCUGAGCGGCUGACCCUUUGUGAGCCACCAAAGGGUCCUCCCCCAGAGCUGCCGAGGCAGCAGAUUCGAGCAUGCAGUAGCUUGACUCAGGCUGCGAGUCACACAGAAGGCAGUCCUGCUGCUGUUGUGCCCCGCCGUGCCAGCCACACAGUCCUCUUCAGCAGCCUGGAUCGCUUCAGCGAAGCUGAGCACACGGAGAGCCCCGAGAGUGGCUAUGGAUCCGGCUGCAGGUCGGCAACCUCCUUAGGCAGUUCUGCCGCAGGCCGACCCUUGAGCAGCCGAUCGGCCAGCGUGUUUCUGUUCCCCGAUGCCGAUGGGCAGCCUACUCUUGAGAUGAGCACGUUGGACGAGGCCCUGGAAGCCGAGCCUCAGGCACCAGUGUACUUAGAGGAUCUCGAUGAUGACAACCCAAUGACAUCACUUUGAAGGUGUGCCUACUCGCUUAGGCCAGGAGGAAGGAGCUUCUCAAUGGAUAUUCAUGCCCAAUGCCAUCUCCCAAUGGCAGGAUCCAUGUGCUGUCCCAGAGUGCUGUCACGUCCUGCAUAAGUGUGGAGACAACCCUUACCUGCACUUUUUUUCCCGAGCUGUCCAGUAGCUGCUUAAAGGUAAGCUGGGUGACGUGGACUUCACUAAUCAUGGUGUGUUGCUAAACUUAUUGAAUGCCUAGGUAUUCAUGCUUUGUUGGGAUGUUUGACGUAGUAAGUAGACUCAAGCUAUAACUACUUCAUGGUUGGCUUUUUUUUUUUUUUUUUCUUCAAGAGAAGGUAGCAAAAUAGUUAGAGAUUUUCAGUCUGGUCAGUGUUGCUACUUUGAAGGCCUCGCACAGAGCAGGAUUAAGCCUUAGUAGGUUAAGCGCCUCGUAGCAACUGUGUUUCGGGAUGACCAAACAAAGUCAGUUGGAGGAGAGUGUAGAAAGAAGGUUUAAUAACAAGGAAAGAUUGAUGAGGAGCAUGUGGUGGCAAAGAAGCAAGCUUGCUGCAAAGACCUUAUUGUAUUUAUUUAUUUAUAUAUAUACAUAAAUAUUUAUUUAUUUAUUUAUUUAUUUAUUUAUUUAUUUAUUUAUUUCCGAUUUAAUACUGCACCAGUGCAACAAUAUAGUAGGGGACGUGCACAUACAGAGAAUGAAAAAUGGCCAAGAAAGCAAAAAUGUUCAAAGAAAAAAAAAGUCGGAAUGAAAGCAAAAGGGUGAAGCAAUGUGAACGAGUGACAAGGAGAAGUUGGGGUAGAGACUGCUUUAAGGAAUAUAAUUUUUUACUUCCUGCUUAAGGAUAUGUGUGAGCGCUUGGCUGUGCUGGGAGCAUUAUAAGACCAAAAGCUCUCACAGGAUAGGCUUCCAUGAAGCUAAUCAAAAUGCACCGGGCAGGCUUGUGUUGCCGACUUCACAAGGCGAAAGAGGAGUAGCAUAUAUCCUCAACACACACCUCAAGCAGCUCUCAAUGUAAGGUGGCACUUAUAGCAGAGUGCAAGAGCCAUCUGGUUGUAGCUAUCAUAACCGUGGCCAACUUUUCCUUGCUAGUGUGUGAUUCUCUUGCAGAGAGAGAAUAGGCAGGGACGUGCAAAGGUCACAUACAUCUUUGCAAUGCUAAAAAUACUGGUACAUGUAUGGCCUAAAUAAUGAUGGAGGCUGUUCUGCUAGCAUUUUCUGAACUUUCUGUCAAGUUCACAUCAUGAGCUUGUGUGAUAGCAGGUGAUGGAGCAACCUUCACAGGUGCUCUUGCCUAGGCUGCAUACUCUCAAAUCGUAGCUGGGCAGUGAAUGGCACAGUCAACUCUCAACCUCCGGGAGCCAUAAAAUGAACUUCUUGCUAGUAAAAUUUGUUAGAACGACCUACUUCACUGUUUGUGUCCUGAUGUUAUGAUGUCGUGGCAAUACUUAUGGAGAUAGGAAAGCCCAAAACUCAAAUCAUUCUAUAUUUUUAAGAAACAUCCUCAAUAUUUAGCAUUCCAAUUCAGUUUCAGAUAUUCCACUUUCUUUUUCGCAUCACAUUACAGCUUUGAGCUGAGGAUUAAAAAUAUGACAGGCUUGUCAUUUCAACCAACCACAUUGUUGAGCUGGCCCCUUUGGUUUAUAGCUCAGCCUUGGAUUCCUGAAAGGACUAAGACCAAAAAAUACUCAUAGCUUGGCUUGCAGCUGCUAGCAUGUGCACAGCUUUUGUUGAAAGAAAGGAAGCAACCAGGACAUCAGGGUUGCGCAGUCCAGGCUGCAAUGCGUUGUGCCCAUGAAACUCUUAUUGCUAGAAAAGCUCUUGAGGGUGGGGAGGAGAGUUGGCCUCCCUCUCCAGAAAUAUUGAGCAGUGCAGAUGCCACAAGAAGCUGACUAGGCAUCCCUUGGUCAGUGGCUGUCAUGUCUACUGCGACUUCAUUUCUUUUGACAAAGUUUGUACAUCUGAUUCAGAUGCUUGUUACUAUUCCACGGUGUACGUGAAGUAGAGUGCGUGUUGCUCUUGUGUGUUGCUCUUGUGCAACAUUCUCAUGUUCUUGUUGCUUAUGAGCUACCUUUUGAACACUGUAUUUCCUGAUCUUUGCUUUGGUAUGCAGCUGCAGCAUGCAUUUUCACUCUUGCAUACCCAGAGUGUACAGUAUUCAGUUCAAUGUUUUCAUUGUUGAGCACUCCAUAAUAGAUACACUAUGUAAUUUGGCAUAUUCUAAAUGUUGCAUGAAAAUGAAUGCCAGCUGUACAUGCCUUUUCUGAUUUGACUGCUGACUGAUUGAUGCAGAAAUUUUACCUAGAGGUGGCCAUCUGCGGUGGACGCAAUUUACCAUCAGUGGUGGAAGCGCUGCACCAAUUGCGCCAUCUUGCGGCAAACAAUCCAACUCCGCUACCCAGCUUCAAAACACUUUUCAAAUUAAGUCACUAAAUUUACCAAAGAUGUGCACAUUCAGUGGCAGCCACACAGGCAUAGCCGUGCAAUGGCUAGUGCGUUGCUCUCGACGUCAAUCCUGUGCAG
This is a messenger RNA of Dermacentor silvarum, 4093 nucleotides long. RefSeq lists its product as uncharacterized. The transcript has 12 exons. Gene Ontology annotation, molecular function: voltage-gated proton channel activity. The record is from RefSeq and is a predicted model, not a curated record. NCBI's taxonomy places the organism in Eukaryota, Metazoa, Arthropoda, Arachnida, Ixodida, Ixodidae. The coding region runs from base 133 to 1572 and encodes 479 amino acids. Gene Ontology annotation, biological process: proton transmembrane transport. Gene Ontology annotation, cellular component: plasma membrane.